This is a messenger RNA of Felis catus (domestic cat), 3075 nucleotides long. RefSeq names its product lin-9 DREAM MuvB core complex component (gene LIN9). Bases 256 to 1728 code for a protein of 490 amino acids. The record is from RefSeq and is a predicted model, not a curated record. Gene Ontology annotation, molecular function: DNA binding. The transcript is spliced from 15 exons. Gene Ontology annotation, biological process: regulation of cell cycle; DNA-templated transcription; regulation of transcription by RNA polymerase II. NCBI's taxonomy places the organism in Eukaryota, Metazoa, Chordata, Mammalia, Carnivora, Felidae. Gene Ontology annotation, cellular component: transcription repressor complex; nucleoplasm.
AGCAUCGCGGCGCGCACCGCCCGUGCCCUUCCUGGCUCGCCUCCCUCCGCCCCCGUGACCCGGGUGGUGCUCGCCCGCGGCCAGCGCCGGAGGGCGCCAGGCCCCUGCUCGGGGCGCCGUGGGACGCGAGGCUCUUCAGCAAAAGCCCUUGUCAGUUUAAAAGAGGGAAGCUUAUCUAACACACGGAAUGAAAAGUACAGCUCUUUACAAAAAACACCUGUUUGGAAAGGCAGGAACACGGGGUCUACUGUGGAAAUGCCUUUCAGAAACUCAAAGCGAAGUCGACUCUUUUCUGACGAAGACGACAGACAAAUAAAUACCAGGUCCCCUAAAAGAAACCAGAGAGUGGCGAUGGUCCCGCAGAAAUUUACAGCAACAAUGUCAACACCAGAUAAGAAAGCCUCACAGAAGAUUGGUUUUCGAUUACGUAACCUACUCAAGCUUCCCAAAGCACAUAAAUGGUGCAUAUAUGAAUGGUUCUACUCAAAUAUAGAUAAACCACUUUUUGAAGGCGAUAAUGACUUCUGUGUAUGUCUGAAGGAAUCUUUUCCCAAUCUAAAAACAAGAAAGUUAACAAGAGUAGAAUGGGGAAAAAUCAGGCGGCUUAUGGGAAAACCACGGAGAUGUUCUUCUGCAUUUUUUGAGGAAGAGAGAUCAGCAUUAAAACAGAAACGGCAGAAAAUAAGACUCUUACAACAAAGGAAAGUUGCAGACGUUUCCCAGUUCAAAGAUCUCCCAGACGAAAUCCCUUUGCCCCUGGUUAUCGGAACCAAAGUUACAGCACGAUUACGUGGUGUUCACGAUGGUCUCUUCACUGGACAAAUAGAUGCCGUGGAUACUUUUAAUGCCACUUAUCGAGUCACUUUUGAUAGGGCAGGGCUCGGGACCCACACCGUCCCUGACUACGAAGUCCUGAGUAAUGAGCCCCACGAGACGAUGCCAAUUGCUGCCUUUGGACAGAAACAGCGGCCUUCUCGGUUUUUUAUGACGCCACCACGGUUACAUUAUACUCCUCCUCUCCAGUCACCGAUUACGGAUAAUGACCCUUUACUAGGACAGUCACCGUGGAGAAGUAAAAUUUCUGGCUCUGACACUGAGACGUUAGGCGGUUUCCCCGUGGAGUUCCUGAUCCAAGUGACCAAAUUAUCAAAAAUCCUCAUGAUUAAAAAGGAACAUAUCAAAAAAUUAAGGGAAAUGAACACCGAAGCAGAAAAAUUGAAGUCCUACUCCAUGCCCAUCGGCAUCGAGUUUCAGCGGCGGUACGCGACCAUCGUCCUGGAGCUCGAGCAGCUGAACAAGGACCUCAACAAAGUCUUGCACAAAGUCCAGCAGUACUGCUAUGAGCUCGCUCCGGACCAGGGCCUCCAGCCCGCAGAUCAGCCAACAGACAUGCGGCGAAGGUGCGAGGAGGAAGCCCAGGAGAUCGUGAGGCACGCCAACUCCGCCGCUGGACAGCCCUGUGUCGAAAAUGAAAACCUGACGGACUUGAUCUCCAGGCUGACGGCUAUCUUAUUACAAAUUAAGUGUCUAGCAGAAGGAGGAGACCUGAACUCCUUUGAAUUCAAAUCACUCACAGAUUCACUAAAUGACAUCAAGAGGACAAUAGAUGCUUCUAAUAUCAGCUGCUUCCAGAACAACGUGGAGAUCCACGUCGCGCACAUCCAGAGCGGCCUCAGCCAGAUGGGGAACCUGCACGCCUUCGCCGCCAAUGACACCAACAGGGACUGAGCGGAAGACGUCGCGGCUCCGGCCGCGGGGGACCCGCUUCGGAGUGUUCCCGCCCCCCCCCCCCCCCCCCCCCCGGCUCCCAACCCCGAGUUACGGGUCCCGGAACGCGGGGGAGGCCGAAGCUCCAAACGAGACACUUGUUGAGGACACUGGGCCGCCUGGCCCCGCGCCGCUGACCAGCUUCGUGCUUAUUUGCCUCUUACCGUCCGGCUGCGGCAGCAUCGCUUACGGCACCUGCUCGGGGGCGGGGAUCUUUCAGCUGAAAACGUCCGGACGCUUUUUUUAACCGCAUGAACUCAGCCCGACACGCAGGCGGCGCCCCCAGCGGAGAGCACGAGACACGGCCUUGUGGCGGGUGGCCCGUGGCCGUGUGGCGGCGCCGGCGGGGAAGCGACGGCCGGGCUCCCCCAGCCGCGCACCCUUCGGUCGGUCGCUGACAGAGCGCGCCCUCGAGGCGCGGAGGCCCGGUCUGCAGGAAGCCGCUGGAACACGGGUGGGAGACGCGGGCCGGACCAGCACACGUGAUAGACGGAGCGCGACCUGGGCCUGCACGUCAUUUGCUAGUAAUAAAUAGUUUAAUUUAUCAUAAUUUAUAAAAGAAACCUCUGUUGUUUGUCUGUCGAAAGAAAAUGAAGGAGCAGGAAACAAAAGUACUCGCAAAAUGGCUACAUUUCGGCAAGUGGAUUUGGUAGGCCUUUUCCCGCCAGUCAGGGCAAAAAGUGCUGUGAUGAAAUGUAUUUAAGAAGACUGACGACACACUAUUUUCAUAUUUUGUUUAUUUGCACAACUCGAACCAGAUUACUGGUUAAAAUCCAACCGUACACGAUUUAUAAAGUCAAAAGAUUUUAUAAGGAAAACGAAUAUAAUAACCAGUGCAACGAAAUGCAGAAAAAAAAAAAAGGUUUGUAUUCGGUCGUGGGGUUUUUUUUUUGGUUGUUUUUUGUUGUUUUUAAAGGAAAACCCUGCCUACGAUGUUAAUCUUGUACAAAGUGUGUAUUUGGAAUUUUCUUUGUUUUAAUAUAGAAUAUUAUAAAGUCAAAAUAUAAUAAAAUUGUUUUCAGAUUUGGAGUUUAAGGUAUAGCUGUAGAGGUGACUUUGAUUCUUUUAGCUGUCCCAUAAAAUAGGACUUUUUAUAUGUUGAUGUAUAAUAAAACUAAAACCAGAUUAUUUUCCAUUUGAAAGUUUUGUAUAGUUUAAAAAUGCCUCCCUAUUCUUUGUUGGUCUUGUGCCACUGCAAACCUUUAGUGCAGAGUUUAUAUUUAGCUAAACAGUUAUGUUAAUUAAGAAAUGCAUAAAUCCUUUAUUCUUAAUAUUUGUAAUUCUAAAUAAAUUGAUCUAUGAAAAGUA